Molecule: messenger RNA, 4629 nt
Organism: Sipha flava (yellow sugarcane aphid)
Lineage: Eukaryota; Metazoa; Arthropoda; Insecta; Hemiptera; Aphididae
Product: transcriptional repressor scratch 2-like
Exons: 4
Coding region: 654-2075 (473 amino acids)
Biological process (GO): regulation of DNA-templated transcription
Molecular function (GO): RNA polymerase II cis-regulatory region sequence-specific DNA binding; DNA-binding transcription factor activity, RNA polymerase II-specific
Source: RefSeq, a predicted model, not a curated record
GUGUAUCAACGAAGUCUUCCGUGCGGAACUUAAUCUUCUUCUUCCUUGGACAGCAGAAGCACAUUACUUCUAAGCAUUUUCCGCUGGCCGAAAACGCUACAUUGUUGCUCGCGAAGCAUCCGAAGAACUUUCCUUCUCAUUGGAACACAAAGAGCGAUAAUAAAUAUAGCGCACGCGAGUCAAAGGAGAAACGAAAAAAGAAUAUAAAUUAAGAAGUAAACCCACGUGCAAAUAAAAACGCAAACGUGUGUACGCACAAAAAAGCUCAAUACUCGGUAAAACCCGAGGUAUUACAAAUUGAAGAACAAAUCGUACGCGAAAAAUUAUAGCAAUAAUAACAAUUAGCGAUUAAUCGCAGUUGAUGUAAAUUUUAUUUUUUAUUUCAAACGAGAAACAAUACGUUUACAUAGAUUGAGAACCAGAACGAAUCGAGUUUAUGUACUCUGCAUUAGCAAUAGUUCCUUCUGUCCGUAAUCAUUUAGUGCUCAAGUUGUUUACAUUUGUACAAUAUAAAGUAGAAAUCCGGUUUUCCAUUUUAAAACUAUAAUCUCAUAUAAUUUCGUUAUCAUCACACAUAAUAUAUAAAUAUAUAUGUGCUGACGAUAAAUUAUAUUUUCGCCACUCCCACGGUAUCGUCAUCACGCACAACAGUCAUGCCCCGGUGCUACAUGGUGAAGAAACUUGGACCGAAAUUAAUGCAACAUCAGUCGAUGAUGGACCUGGACGAGUGCAGUUCUAGAUCCGGCACAGAGUCUCCGCCGCCGUUCACCGAUCCCACGUCCGUCAAACUAUACAAACCGCUGGAGUCCGUCACCAUGUCCAAACAUAAAGAUUAUUUGAAGUAUUGCUACGAGCUGGAACAAAAACAGAAUUUGUUCAAGGAAAGGAGCAAAGAAGAAACAGAAGCCGCCCACGAUUUGCUUGAACUUUCCAGAUCGUUGCCACCGCUUCCACCGCCGAGCGUUGUCACGUUGGCCGCGCCAACACCGCCCGAGACGCCCCUGCAGACCUCGAGGAGCAGUGACGGUGCGCCACUGUCGCCCCAGUUCGUCUACGUAUCCGCUGCUGUGUCGACCGGACCGCUGACGCCUCCGGCCUCCGAGUACUCAUCGGACGCAGAGAACACGCCGGCCGACGCCCUCGUGGGACCAGGACGUUCGGCCGCGGCCGCCCAGACUGCCACCGCCGCUGCUGUGGCCACUUCUACGGCCACCGCUGCCACGUAUAGUCUAAUCGACUACGUGAUCGAGCGGGGCGGUAACGCGCAUGAUCCGCUGCAGCAGAAAGAUUUGAAUGCCAAACUCAGGACUUCCAGCUCCUCCGGGCACCGCGGCGGCGGCAGGUCGUCAACUGCCACGGCGACUUCGACGCACGCGGUUAUCGGCGGAUGCAAUUCUGGAGACAAGGCUCGGUACACGUGCACGGACUGCGGCAAGCACUACGCGACGUCUUCGAACCUGUCGCGGCACAAGCAGACGCACCGGAGCCUGGACUCGCAGUCGGCGAAGCGGUGCAACGUGUGCGGCAAGGCGUACGUGAGCAUGCCCGCGCUCGCCAUGCACCUGCUCACGCACAAGCUGUCGCACGCGUGCGGCGUGUGCGGCAAGAUGUUUAGCCGGCCGUGGCUGCUGCAGGGACACCUGCGGUCGCACACCGGCGAGAAGCCGUACACGUGCGCGCAGUGCGGCAAAGCGUUCGCGGACCGGUCCAACCUGCGCGCGCACAUGAUGACCCAUUCCGGGGACAAGAACUUCGCGUGCCACUGGUGCCGCAAGUCGUUCGCGCUCAAGUCGUACCUGAACAAGCACCUGGAGGCCGGUUGCGCGCCAGCCACCACUACCUCCAACGCUGCGGCCACCACCGCCACCGCUUCGGCCACCACCGCGGCCACCAAGACCGCGACCGCCACCGCCGCGACCAAGUCGUCUUCGUCCUCGUCGUCCUCGUCGUCCACGUCGUCCGCGUCGUCGUCGUCGUCGUCGUUGUCCUCUUCGUCCUCGUCGUCCUCGUCGUCCUCGUCCUCGUCGUCGUCCUCGUCGUCGUUCGCGGACGAAUACGGUACCGACGACGAAUAACGUUACGCGGCGCAGCAGAUGACCACCCGGCGAACGUCAGUUAUCCGUUUCGCCGCCGUGGCCGCUGCCGCAGCCGUUCGCUCGUCGUCGCCGUCGUCGUCGCCGUUGUAGGGCCACCGUCGACCCGUGACGGGGACGGGUUUUCCCUCGUCUCCACUGUUCCCCCUACCCCAUCCCGUUUCCGGUGCUUUGCUGUUUCACCCCACGCCCUGUACGGACGUGCGAACCCGUCGGCGAAGAGAUUUUCGGACGGCGACAGGAACGACCGGUGCCCUAUCGAAAAACGUAAGGAUUUUUUCUGUACCCCCCCCCUCCAAUUUCCAUUGCCCAAAACCAGACAUGGAACAGACAACUGUGACACCAAUAUUAUAAUUAUGUACGCCAUACGUAUAACAUGUACGUAUAUCAUACAUUUUACCGCACGGGCAUACAAAUUACACGUAUUUAUAAGAUAACAUUACAUUAUAUAGUUUUCGAUCUACGCAUACAUAAUUAUAAACUUUUAGAGUUAAGUUUUAUCGUAAAAUUAGUUUUUAAGCGUAUUUUUUAUUAGACCAUCGGACACCUGUUAGGUGUACGUGUAGUAACGUAAGAAGAUGCAAUAUUAUUAUUAAUUAUUUUAACUAUUAGGUGUAUAUAUAACAAUAUUCUUAUCGAACGCAGUGCCUAGAAAUACUUACCGGUAGUGUGUAUACAAACAAGCAAUAUUAGAGGGGGAUCCGCCGCGACAAGCGUUACGGUUCGUCAACAUAAUAUAUUAUUAUUACGUAAAAUAUUUAUAUUUUUAGAGAAACAUUUGAUCUUUAUGUUUUUUCGGGUCCAUUUUAUCACGAUACCAUUAGAUAAUCAUAAUUGUUUUCUAUUUCUCUCCGUGCAAAUCGGCAGUGAACUUUCAUUCCAUUAUGAUUUCGAUUUCUUAUUAUACAUAGCCAACGCGACUAGUAUAAUACGUUGAAUAGAAAUAAUGAACAAAACACAAAUAGUUACGCAGCUUUUUUCGGUCUCUCUUUCUGGACAUUAACUAUUCGAUUCUUUGAUAAAAAUUUUAACAGUAUUACUACUUAGUUUAUAUUUUCAGGAAAUCAUUUGCUCAAUAACACGGUGUAAUCAAAUUACGUAACCCAAAAUAUGUUUUUAUACGCUCGAAAAUCGUUCAAAACCCAUACAUGCUUAACAGCUGAAAUCCGAAGUACUUCCGUUUUACACGCGUAUCAGAUUAUUUUUUUUUUUUUGUAAAAAUGUUUUUAGUUUUUUCGUAUCCAAGAAAAAUUUCCAUUUUCGAUCGUUUUGAAUUUUAUUAUAAUUAUUUAACUUUUUGGGUAUCAAUUUCACAAACCAAUACAAAUUAAUUACGUACAAAUAUUUUAUUAGGGUAUCUCAUAUUUUUAUUAUUAUUACUAUAAUUUGUACUAUUAUAUUAUUACGAAAAUCAAAAUAGGAUUGAAUAAUAUAUUAGCAGGCUGUGAUUUUCGAUUUAUACAUGUGUAUUUUAAACUGAUGGUGUAUUAUCGAAAUCGAUAUUUAUUUUUACGAAAAUUCAUACCAAGAGAAAAAAAAUUAUCUCUGUAGCGAAAAUUUACAUUUUAGGGAUAUUGAGUACGAUAUAGAGAGUCUGAGUUUUAUCGUUUUUUAUUUAAAUCUGACCAAAGGCUGAGUAUUGAAAUAUAAUUAAAAAAUUCGUUUUUUUUUUAUUUUUAUUCAAAUAAAACUCCCAAAACAAGUAUAUAUAUAUAUAUAUAUUAUAUAUACGUGGGUAGAUAGUUAUAGGUGGUAGAUAUCGAAUUUAUACGUAACGAGUUUAUACAGCAAUAUUUUUUUAACCUUAAAUUCAGUUGUGAUAUAUUCAAUAGUGGUAGCUAUGAAAAAAUGGAAAAUGUUAUCGCUUUGACGCUUAGGAAGUUUUUUCGUUUGGGUCAAUGUUUGUUAAAACGUUAGACGGAAUGCUGUGUCAAAGACAAGAAAUAAAAAAAUCAGCUUAGUUUAAUAUCACUCGCGUGAGCCAAAGAAAAUGAUAUUUUUUCUCCACACACUGUUUAAUCCUACUGUAGGUCACGUAUAGGUACACUUAUAUUACACUUUAGUGGAUGCUUAUAAAACUAGAGUUAGUUAGAAUUGCGCUUCGUCUCGUGUGUACCAAACGUUCCGAUCUGUUUCUCAACCGCAUCGUGUUCGUUUUUAAUAGAAACAUUUUUUUUUUUUAAUAUAAUUUUUUGACACGCAAUCACGUACAUGUGCUAUAUGCGACGUCUUGUCGCCAGCGAAUCCCUGUUGACCGCUAAAAUUCUCACGAAAUCCAAUCAAUACGGGCGUAUCCUUCGGUUUCCAUCCACGAUAGCUGCUGCAAUACGGAUGACUGUAUAAUAAUGAUAUACCAUUCCCAUGUCAUGACUCGAGAACAUACCGCGUCGAACAAAAAGAAAAACCGCAACCAUCCUCAUCGAACUGUAUUUUUACGUCGGUCGAUAUUAAAAAUACUUGUACACUGUGGACCGAACGGGAGAUUUUAUUUUUCCAUAUCAAAAAAAAAAAAAAAAAAAAACCGCUCCACACAUUU